Molecule: messenger RNA, 1800 nt
Organism: Drosophila ananassae
Lineage: Eukaryota; Metazoa; Arthropoda; Insecta; Diptera; Drosophilidae
Exons: 3
Coding region: 238-1725 (495 amino acids)
Source: RefSeq, a predicted model, not a curated record
UAGGCACUGAGUAUUCAGUCGAUCGACAAUUUCGGACAAAACAGUUUCCAGAUUUCGGCACGCCAUUGAAAUCAGUAUCCAAAUUAUAAAUUUAUUUUCACAAAAUUUUGUCGUUUUGCAUUUGUUGUAGGGAAGUUCCUAAAUUCACUUUUCGAAAUAAACCAAAAAAAAAUUAAAUUAAAUUUAAGUUUCGGCAUUAACAUUAAAUUCAUUUUCGGUCACUGAUUUUCCAAUAAAAUGGCGGACAAAAAUGGUGAUAAGUCUGAGAAACCAGAGAAGCAAACGAAGUUUCCGGGAAAUUUUCUUUACAUGUUCGAGGUUGUCGUGGACGAUCUGCUAAUUACACGGCAAAAUCUUUGCGCUCCCGAAGAGUACCCCACAUGCACGGAGCUGACUUUCCGCUCGUCCAUGUACAUGUGCAUCUGCGACAGAGAGGUCGGCACCUGCGUGAAUCCCUGCUCGCCCAAGUGCGGCAAGUGCUGCCUCUUCACCCUGGAAUCCCCCAUCACGGACAAGGACAAGCUGCUGGUCCAUGUCUACAAAAAGAAGACGGAGAGCUGCAAGUUCCUCAUCGGAUUGUCGGAGCUGGCGGUGAAGCCGAUUUUCGACCGUGUGCGGGAGUCCUUUGACGUGGAGAAUCCAAACUGGGAAGGCGCCAUGGCCAGUCACGUGAACCUAAUUCCAAAGCUCAAGGGCGGCAACAACAAGGGUCUAAUGGACAACUGCUCCUGCUACAGCAAGAUCAACGAGCGCCACGAGCAGUGGUGUCCCACCUCUGAGCUGUCCAAACGACUGCUGCCCCUCUUCAAUCUCUGCAAGAUGCAGACCGGGAACAUUGUGCUGAUCAUCCGAUUGGUUUGCAAUGGCCCCGCUAUAGUCUCCUCGUUCCCGUUCAUGCGGGUCUGCUCCCGGAAUCCCAAGUGCCCUGAUCCUUGCUGCCCGCCGUCUUGUUGCCCGCCGCCAUGUCCCCCCCCAUGUCCAUCAUGUCCUCCGUCAUGCCCUCCUUCAUGUCCACCACCAUGCCCACCGCCCUGCGAUCCUUGUGAUCCCUGUUGCGGCCAAGGUGGCGGCACCGCCACCGGUGGACCCAUGAACCCAACCAAGUGCUGCAAGGGGCCGUGCGCCCAGCCACCACCCCGCCGCUGCACCAUGGUGGAUCCUUGUGCCCCGCGCGUCCAUGAACCAAACAAAAUCCUGCGCUACUAUUCCUGCAACAUGGACAAGCUCUGUCCCGGCGACUAUUGCGAGGAUGAGUUCGACAGGGAGUGCCCAACAGUGCCUUCCAAGCGCUGCCCCCCUACUCCCAUAGACAAGAAGCUCCAGAAGUGCGGACCGUGUGGCAGUCUGCCCGAAUAUCCUCGUUAUAUCCAGGAACGUCUGGCGGGAGUACCGGCGCCCCCAUUAGAAAGCGAAAAGGAUAAGGGCAAGGGCAAGGGAAAGGGUAAGGACGGAAAGGACGAUAAGAAGGAUGCCAAGGGCAAGAAAGGCAAACGGCAGGCUGGUGGUGCUGUGCACUGUGUGGGCAACCCCAAGAUCUGCCCAUCUGCCGUUUACGAUGACACCUAUCCGCCCGUCUGCAAGGGGAGACUCGAGGCCACCCGGAAGCGGUCCUUUGUGGAUCCCAAAGAUCCCAACUACGAUGCUGCCUGUGAUGAUGCGCGUAGACGGGCUAUACGGAAAUUGCGCCACUUACUGGUGAAGUACAAUAUCCAAAUUGAGAAUUGAGGCCGUCCGACUUGGAAUAGGGGCAUCGCGCACCCGUGUCCUGUGGAGUACUAUAUUUGAAUUCUGACUGAAAGA